AUGGCGCCAAAGACGCCGCCAUUUUCACAGCUCGACAAAAUGGCGACAAGGACAUCCACAUCCAAAUCCACAUCCACAUCCAGUUGGCUCUGCCGCCUGCUGCUAUUCGGCUUUUGCAUUGGCGCCGCCGCCGCCCGAGACAUUCGAUCGCCGAUGGACCAGACAGACGUGGCCUUCUACUGCCCUGGAGAGGGUCUGUUUGCGGACGACUACGAUUGCCGGAUUUAUUACCGCUGUGAGCGGCGUUCGGGGCAAUACAUCCAACCCUACCUCCUGGCCUGUCCAGAGGACGCUGUCUUCUCCCGCACCCUGCGCAUGUGUCUGCCACCAGCAAUGGCUGGGCGGGAUGAGUGCGUUGACCAGGUGAACGAGGUGAACGAGGUGGACGGCGACGGCAUGGAGAAGUGGGAGCAGGACGACUACGGACAGGAUGACCAUAAUGCGAUGCUUAACCUGGCCGUCACACCUGCGGCCAAUGAGCUGCGAACAUAUGCGUCGACCCACCGUCUGCCCACAAAUUACGGUCUGGCCGGUCUCAACGGUGUCUCUGUCAUAUCCUUCUCCAGCUCCACAUCCCUGCGCGCCGUUGGAUCAGCGGAGGAGGAUGGCAUAAUAUGCCGGGAUGAUGGCUUCAUGACCGAUCCCAGCGACUGCACCGUGUUUUAUCGCUGCAUCUCGAACGGCCGAGGCUAUAACAAAAUCGGCUUCCGGUGCUCAGAUGGCACGGCGUGGGACGAGUCCCUUCAGUCCUGUAACCAUAUGUUUGACGUACGUGCCAACGGAGGAUGCCGCAAUCAAGCUGCUCCACAGAACGAUGGUUAUUAUGCCGGCCAAACGUCAACACAGUCGUCGCAGACGAGUUUCCAGAACUCUACCGCAAGCAGUCAGCAGAGCUCGUCCACCAGUUCAUCGAACUCCUCUCAAAGCUCCAGUUCAACAUCCAGUUCGACAUCCAAUUCCAGCUCAAGCCAAGAGUCCUCUACGUCCAGCAGCAGUCAUCAGUCCAGCUCCACGUCCAGCAACAAUCAGGAAUCCAGUGCGGAGUCCAGCAAUAGCCAGGAGUCUAGUUCGGGAUCUAGCAACAAUCAGGAAUCUAGCUCAACAUCCAGCAGCAAUCAAGGCUCAAGCUCUCAAAACGCUGGCAGCAAUCAAAAUCAAAGCACCGGCAGCAGUCAAAGUUCCGGAAGUAGCCAAUCCUCAAACAGUAACCAGAGCUCCAGCAACAAUCAGAACCAAAGCUCUCAAAAUUCUGGCAACAACCAAAGCUCCGGCAGCAGCCAAAAUUCGGGCAGCAACCAAAACUCGGGCGGCAACCAAAACUCGGGCAGCAACCAAAACUCUGGCAACAACGAAUCCUCUAGCAACAAUCAAAACUCCAGCAACAAUCAGAGCUCUGGAAGCAACCAGUCCUCCAGUAACAAUCAGAGCUCCAACAGCAAUCAAUCUUCCGGCGCAAACAGCAAUCAGAGUUCUUCAAGCAGCCAAAACAACAGUGGAUCCAAUAAGCCCGUACCCACCGAGUGCGAGGAUGAAAACACUUAUAUUCCUGAUAAAAAAGACUGUGCUAAAUUCUACAGAUGCCGCCAAGAUAAAGACGGAAAAUUAGAGCAAGUGCCGUUCACCUGUGGUCCCGGUACCGUUUGGAACCAAGUGGAUAAGGUCUGCGAUCUACCCACCGAGGAUCAAAAGAAGAAAUGCAACAUUCAACCGGGCUCGUCAAGUGGUAGUAACAACUCUGGACAGCAAUCUAGUGGAAGCUCCGCCAACAACCAGGGCUCUUCCAACAGUCAAUCCUCAGGCAACCAGAGCUCAUCUAACAAUCAAGGCUCGUCAAACAAUCAAGGUUCUUCUAGCAAUCAAUCUUCCAGCAACCAGAGCUCAUCCAGCAAUCAAGGAACGUCUAGCAAUCAAGGCUCGUCAAGCAAUCAAGGGUCUUCCAACAAUCAAGCCUCAAGCAACCAGAGCUCAUCUAACAAUCAAGGCUCGUCAAGCAAUCAAGGCUCUUCUAGCAAUCAAUCUUCCAGCAAUCAAGGAACGUCAAGCAAUCAAGGCUCGUCCAGCAACCAAUCAUCCAAUCAAGAAAGCAGUCAAGGAUCAUCGAACAAUCAGUCCUCCAAUCAAGGCUCAUCUUCAUCGUCCACAUCCAGCAAUCAGAGCUCCUCAAGCACAAACAAUAAUUCUACGAGCACUCAAGUAAAGCCAUCCAAUCCCGAUGGAGAUUGCCAAGAUACGGAAACAUAUUUGCCUGAUAAGAAAGACUGUGCCCGAUUCUAUCGCUGCGUAGAGAAUGGCAGCGGUGGCUUCAAUAAAGUUCCUUUCGAUUGCUCCCCUGGAACGGUCUGGGAUCCUGAUACGAAGGGAUGCAACCAUCCAACGGAUGUGCAAAAGGAGCAAUGCAAGGUUAUGGCCAAUGGUAGCGGAUCAUCAUCAAACCAAGGAUCAUCUUCCAACCAGGGAUCGUCAUCUAACCAAGGAUCAUCCUCAAGCCAGGGGUCUUCCUCCAACCAGGGAACAUCAUCCAAUCAGGGUUCCUCUUCUAAUCAGGGAUCAUCUUCUAAUCAGGGAUCAUCUUCGAACCAAGGAUCCUCCUCCAACCAAGGAUCCUCCUCCAACCAAGGAUCGUCUUCCAACCAAGGAUCCUCCUCCAACCAAGGAUCGUCUUCCAACCAAGGAUCCUCCUCCAACCAAGGAUCAUCUUCCAAUCAGGGAUCCUCUUCUAACCAGGGAUCAUCUUCGAACCAGGGAUCAUCUUCGAACCAGGGAUCAUCUUCGAACCAAGGAUCAUCCUCUAAUCAAAGUUCCUCAUCUAACCAGGGAUCAUCAUCAAACCAGGGAUCUUCCUCUAACCAGGGAUCUUCCUCUAACCAGGGAUCUUCCUCCAACCAGGGAUCAUCUUCAAAUCAGGGAUCAUCCUCAAAUCAAGGAUCAUCCUCAAAUCAAUCUUCUUCGUCCAACCAGUCAUCCUCGAAUCAAUCCUCCUCCAAUCAAUCGUCGUCGUCUAACCAGACAUCAUCAUCUACUACUGAAGGAGCUUCAUCAUCCACUACACAAAAACCCUUUAAGCCGGCAGAGAAAUGUGAAAGUGAGGAAACUUUCCUGGCUGACAACGAGAACUGCUCCAAGUUUUAUCGUUGCGUGGAUAAUGGUAAGGGCGGUUUUACAAAAGUAUCAUUCACCUGCCCACCAAACACUCUGUGGGAUCCUGAGGCCAACAGCUGCAACCAUCCUGAUCAGAUCCAGACCAAGCCGCUUAAAUGCAAGAAGGUGGUGAAUCAAGGUGGAAGUUCGUCUAACAGCACCAGCUCCUCGACUAGCUCCUCCUCCAAUACAGGUUCAUCCUCAAACAGUGGCGCUUCUUCCAACGGUGGCUCAUCGAAUCAAGGCUCCUCCUCCAAUACAGGUUCAUCCUCAAACAGUGGCGCUUCUUCCAAUGGUGGCUCAUCGAAUCAAGGCUCCUCCUCCAAUAGUGGCUCCUCUUCUGGUUCAAACUCGUCUGGAAAUGGAUCCUCAUCUUCGUCAUCAUCUUCAUCAUCAUCAAGCAAUAACAAUAAUCAAGGUUCAUCCUCAUCGUCCUCCAGUUCGUCCUCCUCUAGCAGCAGCUCGUCUUCAUCCAAACCAAAUCCUUCUGAAACCUGCAAGGUUAAUGGACAAUUUAUUGGCGAUCGUACGGACUGUGCCAAGUUCUAUCGCUGCGUCGAUAAUGACAGGGGUGGCUUUAGUAUGGUACCCUUCAGCUGCGGUCCUGGCACUGUUUGGGAUGCCCAACUGCAGGCCUGCAACCAUGCGUGGGCAGUAAAGGAAUGCGGUGGUAUUGCUCCACCUACAACUUCCACUCCGACGACCUCCAGGCCCACAACCGCAAGCACUUCCAGACCUUCUGACGCAUCAUCUACAUCGAGACCUUCAGGUCCGGCCACUACCUCACGUCCAGUGACUGCCAGACCAACCACAACCACAACCAAUUCUCCAUCUACAGCUUCACCCACUCAAACAACAUCUCCUGUUACCCAGUUACUCAAUACGGAUGGCAAAUGUAGGUCGGAGGGCUUUAUGGCUGACCCCAGUAACUGCUCCAAAUUCUACCGCUGCGUAAUGAACAACAAAGGCGGCUUUACCCCAAUUCCAUUCCAAUGUGGAGCUGGUACCGUUUGGGAUCAGGAUCUGCAGACCUGCAACCACAAUUUCAACAACUGCAAUACUGGCACUGAAAGUACCACUUCAAAACCACCUUGUGAGCCAGCAACAAAUGGAACAUCGACCACGUCCUCGACCUCCACACCUCCACCCACUUCAACAACUCCUACUACAACAACCGAAUUACCUCCUACUACAACUACUUGGUUGCCUCCUACUACAACAACUGGGUUACCUCCAACUACAACAACUGGGUUACCUCCAACUACAACAACUGGGUUACCUCCAACUACAACUACUGGACUACCCCCCACUACGACCACAGGAGCUCCAACCCCUACAACAACAAUCAUUCCAGAAAGUGAAACGUCAACUGUAACUUCAAGCCCGGAAAUCACCACGCAACCUCCGUCUACGACUACUAUGAAACCCCUGCCAGCGGGCACGGAAUGCACAGGUGAGGGUUACAUGGCCGAUCCCGAAGAUUGCAGGAAAUACUACCGAUGCAUCAGUGCUGGAACCUCCUACAGAAAGUACAAUUUCACGUGUCCCAAGGGUACGGGGUGGAACGAAGAAGUUCAGACCUGUGACUACAUGGAGAAUAUACCGAGGUGCUCGAAGUUACCCGCUGAACCAAUAACUACAACACCCAGUGAAGAGGCCAAGGAUCCCGGAAGCACCACUCCACAGUCAACGGAUGAGCCCACCACAGUGACAAAACCCAUAACAAAACCCACUGAAGAACCUUCAACAGAAAAACCGCAAAAACCGACGACUGAAUAUCCGGAAAAGCCAACUACCACUCCAGAGAAGCCGCAGAAACCCACUACAACCGAGUAUCCUCAAAAGCCGACCACUCAAGAACCCACCACCACCAGUAUUCCCGGCUACAAUCCAACAACAACGUCUGUUCCGGGCUAUAACCCAACAACCACACCUGUUCCGGUAGAAACUACAACCGCCACUCCGGGCUAUAAGCCAACUACCACCAGCGAACCUAUUACCACGACCACAUUACCUCCUACAACCACCGACGCCAUUCAAGAGCCUACAACCUCAGCGAAACCUGAACCCACUACAACCACCGAGAGUCCAGAAUCCACCUCAUCUGAAGGUUCAGUAACCACACUUCAGCCGGAACCACAGCCUAACUAUAACUGCUCAUCGGAGGGAUUCUUCCCAGAUCCCGAGGACUGCAGUCGCUAUUACCGUUGUGUAGAUGCGUCCAAAAACGGCAAGUAUCAGGUUUAUGCCUUCAAGUGCGGUAAGGGAACUGUUUGGGACACGUCCACCGAAACUUGCAAUUACGCCGAUCAGGUGUCUGGCAAUUGCUCAUCUGGACAAACGACCACGCCGGGAACUACUACGGAGCCUGAUACGACGGAGAGUACAACCAGCUCUGGGAAACCAGAAACCACUUCGAGAGCCCCUGAAACAACCACAACGGGAGCUCCUGAAACAACCACUACAUCAUCUCCUGAGACCACCACCACAUCAUCUCCUGAAACCACCACCACAUUAGGCCCCGAAACCACUACUUCUGGCGCAACCACCACGACAGCAACACCUGAAACCACUACUACUGCACCCAAGCCAGAAACCACUACUACUGCACCCAAGCCAGAAACCACGACCAUAUCUGGGGAAGAAACCUCAACGACGCAGUCCCCUACCACCACAGAGAGUCCUACUCCCGGUACCAACACCUCCGCUCCUUGCCCCGAAACCGGUCCAGGACAGAAUGUGUACGUCUGCCCCACUGGAUUCCGUCGACAUCCGGAGAAGUGCGGCAUGUUCUACCAGUGCAGUGAAAGUGCCGAUAGCAACGACCUUAACAUCGUGGUGUUCCAGUGCCCCAAUGGAACCGUCUACCAAGACAAGUCCUGCAGCUGUGGCAAGCCCCCGGCAGGUGACAAGUGCUCCAAGGAUAUGAAGAGGACCACCACCUUGUUUGAAGAGGAAUCGAGACUUCAGAAUGUGGUACAAAUCAGCACGACGGAUCCUCUCUGCCCGGAUGAGGGUCACUUUGCGCUCAACAACGACCAGUGCGGCCAGCUGUUCGUCAAGUGCGGAUUCUCGGAGCUGACGGGUCGCAUCGAGGGCCAGAUCAACCGCUGUCCGCAAGGAUUCGCCUACUGGAACGUGAGCCGGCGAUGCGAGCCCGCCCGUAAGCUGCCCAACUGCACCCCCACCACCUACAAUGUGGGCGGAAACGUGCCGCUGGAGUGGCUGAACAUUGGCCAUAGACGCCGAAGCAUGCGCAUUUAAUUAGAUUUAGUCUAGAUUCACUUAGUCGCCCGCCAUUGAUUGUUUGCUGCGCCAGUUGUUUCAGUUUGAU
Molecule: messenger RNA, 6472 nt
Organism: Drosophila teissieri
Lineage: Eukaryota; Metazoa; Arthropoda; Insecta; Diptera; Drosophilidae
Gene: Mur89F
Product: serine-rich adhesin for platelets
Exons: 5
Coding region: 1-6402 (2133 amino acids)
Cellular component (GO): extracellular region
Molecular function (GO): chitin binding
Source: RefSeq, a predicted model, not a curated record